Dufourea novaeangliae is the source of this 930-nucleotide messenger RNA. It is a transcript of the gene Uch-L5, whose product is annotated as ubiquitin carboxyl-terminal hydrolase isozyme L5. Gene Ontology annotation, molecular function: cysteine-type deubiquitinase activity. Gene Ontology annotation, cellular component: cytoplasm. Lineage: Eukaryota; Metazoa; Arthropoda; Insecta; Hymenoptera; Halictidae. Gene Ontology annotation, biological process: protein deubiquitination; ubiquitin-dependent protein catabolic process. The transcript is spliced from 6 exons. The coding region runs from base 1 to 930 and encodes 309 amino acids. The record is from RefSeq and is a predicted model, not a curated record.
AUGGCCGACUCAGCGGGCAAUUGGUGUCUCAUCGAAAGUGAUCCUGGUGUUUUCACCGAAUUAAUCAAGGAAUUUGGCGUUAAAGGUGCACAAGUAGAAGAAUUAUGGAGUUUAGAUGAUGAACAGUUCGAUAGUUUAAAGCCAAUACAUGGUUUGAUAUUCUUGUUUAAAUGGGUUCAGGAUGAUGAGCCUUCUGGAAGUAUUGUUCAAGAUAAUAGAUUAGACAAAAUAUUUUUUGCAAAACAGGUGAUUAAUAAUGCAUGUGCAACACAAGCAAUAUUAAGUGUAUUAUUAAAUUGUAAACAUUCUGAUAUAUCAUUGGGUCCAAAUUUAGAGGAAUUUAAAAAUUUUUGUCAGAGCUUUGAUGCUAAUAUGAGAGGGCUUGCUCUUAGCAAUUCUGAUGUAAUAAGAGAAGUACACAAUUCUUUUUCCAGGCAAACAUUAUUUGAAUAUGAUUCAAGAAAAGCAUCUAAAGAGGAUGAUGUAUUUCACUUUGUUAGUUAUAUUCCAAGUGAUGGUCGGCUGUACGAGUUGGAUGGUUUAAAAGAUGGACCAAUGGAUUUAGGUCCAUGUCCACUUGGAGAUCAGUGGGUUCAAGCAGCAAAACCUAUAAUACAAAAACGAAUAAAUAAGUAUAACGAAGGAGAAAUACAUUUUAAUUUAAUGGCAAUAGUAACCGAUAGAAAAACACUAUACGAACGACAGAAAGCAAAUGUUUGUGAUCCAGCUGAGUUGGAACGUUUGCAGACACUAAUAGAAAAGGAAAUUCGAAAAUCCAAAAGAUAUCAAAUAGAAAAUAUUAGAAGAAAGCAUAAUUAUUUGCCAUUGAUAAUGGAAUUACUAAAAAUGCUUGCUAAAGAUGGGAAACUUGUAUCUUUAUAUCAAAGAGCAAAGGAGAAGACACUGGAAAAGGAAUCAAAAAAGAAAUAA